AUGUCGCUAUGUGAUAACUGUCGCGCCUUCGAUAUCCAGGCUUUCAAGUCGGACGGCACACGAGAAUACCGUGGCCGCGGUAUUCCCUGCCACGCGGCGGUGCUGGGCGCCAACGCAGGCUGCAACUUUUGCAUUUUGCUCGUUGAUGCGUUUCUUGACGAAUAUGAGAGCAUGGCGUCGAAGCCACUCAACUCGUGGUUUGAUUUGAGGGCAGUCGGGAAAGCCUUGGGGGACGACUGUGCUGAGGGCAUGGGGCUUGAAGGCUUUGAUAUCGCGCUUGUUGAUUUCCCGCUGGAAAUUAACGGCGUGACCGACUACUUGGGGCAAAGAAGACUUUACUUCCAUGUCGCUGCGGAUCCAGGUUCUGCCGCCCAAACUAGUGGGGAUGUGAUUGGGCCCAUUCCCCAAGACGACCCGCUCAGCGAAGCAUCGUUGGAGUAUCUGCGAUCUUGGCUCAACAGGUGCACCGAGACUCACAAAGCGUGCGCCCGUUCGAUCUCCGGCGCCAUCCUCAACAGCCGCGACGCCCCGUUGCCGACGCGAUGCCUGUUGAUCGAUGGCGUGGAUCAGUCUGGGGACCUUCGGUACCGGCUUGAGGAAACGCUCGGAAAAACUGGGUGUUAUCUGACCUUGAGCCACAGGUGGAAUGAUGACACGGAGACUUCCAAAACGACGUGGAAAAACUACGCUCGCCGCAAAGAGGGCAAAGAUUUGAACCUGCCGCCGCUGUUUAGGGACACUAUCCUCCUGGCGCAUAAACUCGGCAUUCCCUACGUUUGGAUUGACUCGGUCUGCAUCGUACAGGACGGUGAUGACUGGGUGACGGAAUCCCUCAAGAUGGCCGACUAUUACCAGAAUUCUCUUCUUACCGUCGCUGCCGCCCUGGAAGACAGCUCACAGCACGGUUUGGCUCUUUCCAAGCUACCUAGCGAAAGGAUGCCACAGCUGGCCCGGCUACCCUACCGUGAAAAGAGCGGCCGCCAGCGCGGUUACAUGUACGUCUACAAGUCGUCUACGGCAGUGCCGGAAUCCUACAAGCAGCUGCUCACCAGCUCCGACCUGCUCACGCGAGGAUGGGUUUUCCAAGAGUGGUCGUUGAGCCGGCGGAUAGCGUGCUUUGCAUCCCAUACUUCGGGCUACCGCUUGUUCGUGCACUGCCAGUCCGAGAUGCCCCGGAAUGAGUGUGGGGAUUCCGUCGCAAGCCGGAGGAACGAUCUAAACUGGGGCCAGACGCUCGCAUUUGCGGCCAACUCCCCGCUUGUCCCUUGGCUUCAGUGGCAGAUGGCCGUGGAGCGGUUUUCCGCCGCGGCUCUCACCAAGCCUGACAAGGACCGCACCAUUGCGCUGGCGGGCGUGGCGAAGGAGUGUCGAGAGGUGAUUCGGAUUCUCGCUCAAGGCGGAGCAUACGCCAACGAGCGUGCGGACGUCACCCCGACCAGGCGACUUAGUCCCGACGACCACUUUGUCCAUGCCUAUGUGGCGGGACUUUGGGUGAGGAACCUUCAUAGCGAUCUUUUGUGGAGGCAGAGCUGUGAUCGGUCUACGGUGCGUUCGAGGAUAGUGGGGUUUCCGACGUGGUCCUGGGCUUCCAUCCUUGUGCCCGUGAUUUGGGCUCUGGACGAUGAUAAACGAUCUCUACAAUCCAGCAAGUUCAUGGGAAUAACCACCGAAGACGGAACCUAUCAUGAUGUCAACUUGUGCGAGAGCAUGGAAGCCGACAAAGUCUCGGGGCUUGAGCCUCAUCCGUCGCGUGCUUUUGAUGUCGACUGCAUGCACGGCAUCCUUCACUUCAGUGGAAAGCUCGUCCCCGUGGGUAUCUUGGGGGAGGUCACCAGGGAUGAGUGGAAGCAAAGAUUCAACGCUAAACUUCCGGGGCUGAAUGUUUCAGUAUUUUCCGACUGGAGAAAUCUUUUCAAGAUGCAGCUGCCGUCGCACAGUCCGGUCAUUUGCGGCUGGGGGUCCCUGGAGCACCCCGAGUUCCAGGAAUAUGGGUCGGACUCCUCGGAUGACGACACAAGGACCAUAUACGCCUUUCCUUUGACUCAAGGAGAAACGUCCUCUUCAGACCUCGGCAUGACUUUCGACGUUUUCUGGAGUGUCUUAUACUUGAGAAAGGUGAGGGACCAGUUUGAGAGGGUGGGCAUGGGCUGCAUCUUUGGGCCAGACGUUGUCAGGGCGCUCAAGGCGGCAGAAGAACGAAGCAUCGUGCUUUGUUGA
Molecule: messenger RNA, 2217 nt
Organism: Parascedosporium putredinis
Lineage: Eukaryota; Fungi; Ascomycota; Sordariomycetes; Microascales; Microascaceae
Source: the annotation of a GenBank genome assembly